This is a messenger RNA of Synchytrium microbalum, 984 nucleotides long. It is a transcript of the gene SMI621, whose product is annotated as thioredoxin-disulfide reductase. The coding region runs from base 1 to 984 and encodes 327 amino acids. Gene Ontology annotation, molecular function: thioredoxin-disulfide reductase (NADPH) activity. Gene Ontology annotation, cellular component: cytoplasm. The record is from RefSeq and is a predicted model, not a curated record. Gene Ontology annotation, biological process: removal of superoxide radicals. Lineage: Eukaryota; Fungi; Chytridiomycota; Chytridiomycetes; Synchytriales; Synchytriaceae. The transcript has 8 exons.
AUGAGUGGCAAGAAGGUAGCCAAGGUCGUCAUCAUUGGCAGUGGUCCAAGUGGCCAUACAGCUGCCAUAUAUGCUGCUCGUGCCAAUAUGGAGCCUGUCCUCUAUGAAGGCUUUUUAGCUGGAGGUGUCGCUGCUGGUGGUCAGUUGACUACCACCACUGAAGUCGAAAACUUUCCUGGAUUUCCAAAAGGAAUUAGUGGACCUGAUAUGAUGGAUUUGUUCAAGGAACAAUCGACAAAGUUUGGAACCACCGUUGUGUCUGAGACGAUAUCAAAGGUCGACUUCUCAUCACGACCCUUCAAAAUGUGGCGUGAAAACUAUGAAACUGAAGAAGACACAAUUUAUGCAGAAUCUGUUAUUGUUGCUACUGGUGCUACCGCUCAACGAUUGCACAUUAAGGGAGAGGAAACUUACUGGCAGGCUGGUAUAUCUGCUUGCGCUGUAUGUGAUGGAGCUGUCCCCAUCUUUAGAAAUAAGCCUUUGGUGGUGGUUGGUGGUGGUGACUCGGCCUCAGAGGAAGCUACAUUCCUCACAAAAUACGCAUCCAAAGUAUACGUCUUGGUGCGUCGUGACAAACUACGAGCCUCAAAAGUCAUGGCAGAUCGUCUACUUCGACAUCCCAAAGUCGAAGUCCUGUGGAAUAAAGUCCCUGUAGAAGCUACCGGUGAUGGAAGACUUCUCAGAGGUCUCGUCAUUGAAGACACAGUCACAAAAGAACACACCACAUUGGAUGUCAAUGGACUGUUUUACGCUAUUGGACAUAAACCGAAUACUGAAAGCUUUAAAGGUGUAUUGGAUAUGGAUGCUGAAGGAUAUCUGAAAACGUAUCCUAAUCAUGGUUACCCAUCCACAUAUACCAACAUUCCAGGAGUCUUUGCAUGUGGUGAUGUACAAGAUCGAACGUAUCGCCAGGCUAUUACAGCUGCUGGAUCAGGAUGCAUGGCAGCACUAGACGCUGAGAGAUGGUUGGAAGCUCAAGAAUAA